AUCCUGGUGGGCUUCUCUGACCAGCCCCACCUGGAAAAGAUCCUCUUCGUGCUGGUGUUGGUGUGCUACCUGUUGGCCCUGGUGGGAAAUACGGUCAUUAUUCUCAUCUCCUCCAUUGACUCUAAGCUCAAAACACCCAUGUACUUCUUCCUCAGCCACCUCUCCUUAGCUGAUCUCUGUUUUACCACCAGUGUUGUCCCCCAGCUGCUGUGGAACCUCCGGGGACCAGACAAGACCAUCACAGUCUUGGGCUGUGUGGUCCAGCUCUAUGUGUUCCUGGCAACAGGCUCCGCCGAGUGUGUCCUGCUGGUGGUGAUGGCUUUUGACCGCUGUGCUGCUGUUUGCAAGCCUCUGCACUAUGCCACUGUGAUGAACCCACGGGUGUGCAGGGCUCUGGCAGGGGUUGCGUGGCUGUGUGGAUUAGGAAACUCUCUCAUGCAUUGCACUCUCACACUCCUGUUGCCUCGUUGUGGACACCAGCGAAUCAACAAUUUCUUCUGUGAGGUGCCGUCAAUGAUUAAGCUUGCCUGUGUGGACGUCCAUGCCAACGAGGUCCAAGUGUUUGUUGCUUCAUUAAUCUUGCUCUUCUUGCCCUUAUCAUUGAUAGUGAUGUCUUAUGGGUUAAUAGUCAGGGCGGUUGUAAGGAUCAAGUCAGCCCAGGCCUGGCGCAAAGUCCUGGGGACAUGUGGGUCCCACUUGACAGUGGUGUCUCUCUUCUAUGGAACUGGCCUCAUGAUCUAUGGCCAGCCCAACAGCUCUUUUUCCCACACGCAGGGGAAAUUCAUCUCCCUGUUUUAUACAGUAGUGACCCCAACUCUCAAUCCCCUCAUUUACACUCUGAGGAAUAAAGAUGUGAAGGGAGCCCUGGGACGACUAUUUCGCAGAGACAAGGGCUCACAAUGA
Molecule: messenger RNA, 903 nt
Organism: Condylura cristata (star-nosed mole)
Lineage: Eukaryota; Metazoa; Chordata; Mammalia; Eulipotyphla; Talpidae
Product: olfactory receptor 2W3-like
Exons: 1
Biological process (GO): G protein-coupled receptor signaling pathway
Cellular component (GO): membrane
Molecular function (GO): olfactory receptor activity; G protein-coupled receptor activity
Source: RefSeq, a predicted model, not a curated record